This is a messenger RNA of Lampris incognitus (smalleye Pacific opah), 890 nucleotides long. It is a transcript of the gene rpl7a, whose product is annotated as ribosomal protein L7a. The record is from RefSeq and is a predicted model, not a curated record. The coding region runs from base 1 to 858 and encodes 285 amino acids. Lineage: Eukaryota; Metazoa; Chordata; Actinopteri; Lampriformes; Lampridae. Gene Ontology annotation, cellular component: ribonucleoprotein complex. Gene Ontology annotation, biological process: ribosome biogenesis. The transcript has 8 exons.
AUGCCCCAACCCAGCCUACACCAGGCUCCCCCUCCCAUCCAGUCCAUAGCAAAGUGCAACCCCAAGGGAAAGAAAGCCAAAGGGAAGAAGGUAGCCCCAGCCCCUUCCGUGGCUAAGAAGCAUGAGGCCAAGAAAGUCGUAAACCCCUUGUUUGAGAAGAGGCCGAAGAACUUUGGCAUUGGUCAGGACAUCCAACCCAAGCGUGAUUUGACAAGAUUUGUCAAAUGGCCCCGUUACGUUCGCCUGCAGAGGCAACGUUCCAUCCUCUACAAGCGUCUGAAGGUUCCCCCCGCGAUCAACCAGUUCACUCAGGCUCUAGACCGCCAGACCGCCACACAGCUGUUCAAACUGGCCCAUAAGUACAGACCAGAGACCAAGCAGGAAAAGAAGCAAAGGCUGUUGGCCCGUGCUGAGCAGAAAGCUGCUGGAAAAGGAGAUGUCCCCACCAAGAGGCCUCCCGUUCUCCGUGCCGGUGUGAACGCCAUUGCUACCCUUGUAGAGAGUAAGAAGGCCCAGCUUGUGGUCAUUGCCCAUGAUGUGGACCCUAUUGAGCUGGUUGUGUUCCUUCCAGCCCUGUGCCGCAAGAUGGGUGUUCCAUACUGCAUUGUCAAGGGCAAGGCCAGGUUGGGUAGACUGGUGCACAGAAAAACCUGCACGACAGUGGCCUUCACUCAGAUAAACCCUGAGGAUAAAGGUGCACUGGGCAAGCUUGUUGAGGCCAUCAAAACCAACUACAAUGACAGAUAUGAGGAGAUUCGUCGUCACUGGGGAGGUGGUAUCAUGGGCCCCAAAUCCUCAGCUCGUAUCAAUAAAUUGGAGAAGGCAAAGGCCAAGGAAUUGGCAACCAAGCUUGGUUGAAAUGAUCUUGAAUAAAAGCCCAAUAACAAUAA